Molecule: messenger RNA, 1506 nt
Organism: Momordica charantia (bitter melon)
Lineage: Eukaryota; Viridiplantae; Streptophyta; Magnoliopsida; Cucurbitales; Cucurbitaceae
Gene: SBI1
Product: Leucine carboxyl methyltransferase
Biological process (GO): methylation
Molecular function (GO): methyltransferase activity
Source: RefSeq, a predicted model, not a curated record
UCCUUUAUCAUGGAUGAUUUAUGAAGAGUUGGCUACUUUAACUUGUACCCACCCCAAUUUACUCGUCUCUAUUUCGUUAGCGGCGAAGCUCUCUGGCAAUUUGAAAAUGGCGAUGGCCGCUCCCGAUUCACAGAGCAACAGAGCAGCAGUGCAGGCCACCAACGACGAUGCUUCCGCCAGUAAAUUGUCAUGCGUUAGAAGGGGAUACAUGAAAGACGAUUACAUACACUUUUUCGUAAGAAAACCUGUCAAGAGAUCUCCAAUUAUUAACCGAGGUUAUUUUGCCCGUUGGGCUGCUUUGAGGAAGCUCCUCUUUCAAUUCCUCAAUGUUGGAAGUAAUCCAGAGGAGCGUACGAAAAAGCAGAUAUUGUCACUUGGAGCUGGAUUUGACACAAUGUACUUCCAAUUGCAGAACGAGGGUAAUGCACCACAUUUAUAUGUAGAGUUGGAUUUUAAGGAGGUGACUAGUAAGAAAGCUGCAAUAAUUGAAGCCUGUAGUCAGCUGAGAGAAAAAAUCAGUGGAACAGUAUCUAUAUCCCAAGAAAAAGGAGAAGUCCAUAGUGAUCAUUACAAGCUACUCCCUGUUGACCUGCGUGAUAUUGAUAAAUUAAAUGAUGUAUUGGCUAUUGCUGGUAUGGAUCCCAGUUUGCCGACAUUUAUAAUUGCAGAAUGCGUUUUGAUAUACUUGGAUCCAAAUUCAAGUCGUGGUAUAGUUGGUUGGGCAUCGAAAGCAUUUUCAACAGCAAUAUUUUUCUUAUAUGAGCAGAUUCAUCCAGAUGAUGCCUUUGGCCAACAAAUGAUUAGAAAUUUGGAGAGUCGAGGCUGUGCUUUGUUGGGUAUCAAUGCUACACCAACACUACUUGAAAAGAAAAAGCUUUUUAUUGACCAAGGAUGGCAGACAGCUGCAGCAUGGGACAUGUUGAAAGUGUAUAAUAACUUGAUCGAAUCUCAGGAAAGACGAAGGAUUGAACGGCUGGAGUUAUUUGAUGAAUUUGAGGAGUGGCACAUGAUGCAGGAGCAUUACUGCGUGGCUUAUGCAAUCAAUGAUUCCCUGGUGCUUUUUGGGGAUUUCGGCUUUCCCGGGGACCAGCACGUGCUCGAUCCCCCUCCCCCACCAGCAUGAGAUGUAAAGAGCUUCCCUCAGGCAGCUGCUGCCUCAUUUUUCUGACUCAACUCUUCCAAGAUUUGUUGACGAAUUUAAUACUUGGGAAGGGAGCACGUGCUGUCCACACGUGCCACUACCUACACUAGCUGGGGAGAUUGAUUAUUUGGCAGGUAUAAACUCAAAGACAAAGGUAUCUUCUUGAGGACUUAGACUUAUAUUUUAUAUAUAUAUACAUAUAUAUCUCUUGUGGUUGAUUGAGUUGAGUUGAGCCAGCUGUUUGGCAAACACAACAAGAACAUGGUGGGCCAUUGAGUUAAAGAAUGUAGUAAUUAAUGGCCUAUUUGACUUGUGGGGACUGCCAUGUGCCAAACAUAAUUUUCAAGGUUGGUCCCUUUGCUUUA